AUGAAAAUGACAAUGUCACGAGUGCAAAAAAGAGCAAUGGAAAGUUUGCUCGUGGUUCUCUCACUAGGAGUCCUCGUCCAGCUCGCCGGCUGCAGCCCUCCGCCGGACCCAGUGAUGUGCACGCAUGGCACGUCCAACUGCACCAUCACCAACACGUACGGCUCCUUCACGGACCGCACCAUCUGCCGCGCGGCCAAGGUCACCUACCCGCGGACCGAGCAGGAGCUCGUCGCGGCCGUGGCGGCCGUGGCGUCCACGAAACAGAAGGUGAGGGUGGCCACCAAGCACUCCCACAGCAUUCCCAAGCUGGCGUGCCCCGGCGGCGACGACGGCACCAUCAUAAGCACGGCGCAGCUCAACCGGACGGUGAGCGUCGACGCAGCGAAGCGGCUCAUGACGGUGGAGAGCGGCAUGCUCCUCCGGGACCUGGUCGAGGCCGCUGCCGCCGCGGGGCUGUCCCUGCCGCACUCCCCGUACUGGCACGGCCUCACCAUCGGGGGCCUCUUGAGCACGGGAGCGCACGGGAGCUCGCUGUGGGGGAAGGGAGGCGCCGCGCACGAGUACGUGGUCGGGCUGAGGAUCGUAACUCCGGCGCCGGCGAGCCAGGGGUUCGCCGUGGUGAGGGAGCUCGGGGCUGACCACCCGGACCUGGACGCGGCGAAGGUCUCCCUUGGGGUUCUCGGCGUCAUCUCUCAUGUGACUCUGGCCAUGCAGCCGUUGUUCAAGCGGUCAGUGACGCUCGUGAAGCGCGACGACUCGGACUUCCAGGAGCAGGUGGCUCGGUGGGGUCAUCUUCAUGAGUACGGCGACAUAACGUGGCUGCCGCACGAGGGCAAGGUGAUCUACCGCCAGGACGACCGCGUCGACGUCUCCACCCCGGGCAAUGGCCUCUACGAUUUGCCACUUUUCCGCAUCAGCCCCACCCGCGACCUCAUCGAUGCAAGAACCGCCGAAGAGCGGCUGCAGGAGAAUGGGACCGACACCGCCCGGUGCGAGGCGGCGCAGCAGCAGGCGGCCGCGUCGGAGCGGCUGAAUAUAUUCACCAACGAUGGCGUCUCCUUCACGGGGUACCCGGUGGUGGGGUACCAGCACCACAUCCAGGCGUCCGGCACGUGCCUCAAUAGCCCAGAGGAUGGCCUCCUCACUUCCUGUGCCUGGGACCCGCGCAUCCAAGGCUCCUUCUUCGACAACUCCGGCUUCAGCAUCCCGCUGUCCAAGGCACCGGCAUUCGUCGCCGACAUGCAACGUCUCCGGAACCUCAAUCCGUACUUGUUUUGUUCUUCCGUCGACGCCAGGAUAGGCGUGCUCCUACGAUAUGUGAAGGCGUCAUCCGCUUAUCUUGGCAAGCCGGAGGACUCGAUCGGUAUCGACAUCAUCUUUUACCGGAGCCAUACCGAAGGCAUGCCGCGUGCGCAUGCCGAUGUGGUGGACGAGAUCGAGCAAAUGGCGUUGCAUAAGUACGGCGGCAUCCCGCACUGGGGUAAGAGCCGUAAUUUCGCCUUCGAUGGUGCAAUCACGAAGUACCCAAAAGUUCAUGAGUUUCUUAGGGUGAAAGAUAGGUACGACCCAGAGGGGCUCUUCUCCAACGAAUGGACUAACAAGGUUCUCGGUAUCAGUGGAAGUCCCAACAUCAUCAAAAAGCGUUGUGCCAUUGAAGGACUUUGCGUCUGCUCCAACAACUCGCAUUGUGCUCCGGAGCAAGGCUACUUCUGCAGGCCAGGGAAGGUGUAUAAGGAAGCUCGUGUCUGCUCGUUCUUUAAGAAUUAUUAA
This is a messenger RNA of Triticum turgidum subsp. durum (durum wheat), 1770 nucleotides long. Lineage: Eukaryota; Viridiplantae; Streptophyta; Magnoliopsida; Poales; Poaceae. The record is from the annotation of a GenBank genome assembly.